Messenger RNA from Andrographis paniculata, 2170 nucleotides. RefSeq names its product ribulose-1,5 bisphosphate carboxylase/oxygenase large subunit N-methyltransferase, chloroplastic. Gene Ontology annotation, molecular function: protein-lysine N-methyltransferase activity; protein binding. The record is from RefSeq and is a predicted model, not a curated record. Gene Ontology annotation, biological process: peptidyl-lysine monomethylation. Lineage: Eukaryota; Viridiplantae; Streptophyta; Magnoliopsida; Lamiales; Acanthaceae. The transcript has 3 exons. The coding region runs from base 452 to 1834 and encodes 460 amino acids.
AGUUUUCAUUUUCUGUAUUUGUUCAAUUCAAGGAAAUCCCCAAAGCGCUCUGUGAUUCAGAAUUAAACGUUGUUGAAGAAGAUGGCCAUGGAGUUAGGGUUUUAAUGGAUUGGACUGAAAUGAAAAUAUUGAGAGAUUGGGGGGCUGGAUUGUAAAUAAAAUUGGGGUAAAAGGGCAGAGUGGGGAACUGAACAAAUCUGAAAACCGUCGAACAGUUAUAUGAUUUCGAGCUUGGGAGGAAGACAGCCAUGGCGAUUUCUCCACCUGCGUCGAUUCUGCAGUGGGUUAUUGAGCUGAUGCCUCUCUGGGUCGUCAUUCUCAUCGUCGCCCACGUCGUCGCUCUGGGUUACUUGAUUUACAGAUUAGCAACUGAGAAGAAUCCUCUGAGGACGAAGAAGCAGUAGCAGAGAGACGAAACAAAAAAAACCCUAAAAAAGAGGGAAGGGGAGAUAUGCUUCUUCACUCUGGCAUUUCAGCGAACAGAUGGUGGGCGCCGAUUCGAAAGCCAAUUCUCUCUGCUUUGUUCUAUUGUUCGUCUGUAUCAUCUGACCAGCUCAAUUCAGUUUCUUCGCUCAAAUCCUUGGAUGAAGAUUGCAUAGAUUUUCUCCCAUGGCUGGAGCACAAGGCUGGGUCAGAAAUUUCCUCUGUACUCUCAAUUGGAAAAUCCUGCCAUGGAAGGACAUUACAUGCUUCCAAGCAAAUACAACCAGGAGAAUGCUUGUUGAAGGUGCCCUAUACUGUGCAGCUAAGCCCCGAAAAUCUCCGAUCCGAAGUGGCAUCUUUGUUAGGAGAUGAAAUCGGCAAUGUAGCAAAAGUUGCUAUACUAAUUCUGCAGGAAAAAAGGUUGGGGCGAAGUUCCGAAUGGGCACCUUACAUAAGUCGUCUUCCUCGUCGCAAUGAUCUGCACAGCACAAUAUUCUGGAGUGACGAUGAACUGGAGAUGAUUCGACCGAGUGCUCUGUACAAAGAAACUCUCCGGCAAAAGGCUGAAAUCGAAAAUAAUUUCAAGAAUGUAAAGCAGGCUGUUGAUCAGGUCCCUGAUCUGUUUAAAACCAUGACGAUUGAGGAGUUCAGCUACGCAUACGGUUUAGUUACGUCGCGUGCGUGGGAAAGCUCUAAGGGUGUGUCGCUGAUCCCGUUUGCGGAUUUUCUUAAUCACGAUGGUGAUUCAGAGGCUUAUGUUUUGAGUAAUGAAAGCAAACUGCAUUCGGAGGUUAUAGCUGAUCAAGAAAUUGCUCGUGGCGACGAGGUCAUGAUAAGAUACGGGAAAUUCUCCAACGCUACUCUACUGCUCGAUUUUGGUUUUACGGUUUCCUGCAACAAGUAUGAUCAGGCCCGGCUCGAGCUUACCAUACCCGAGCAUGAUGCAUUGUAUGCGCAGAAGUUGGAACUUCUUGAUAAUCAUCGUACGCGUACUCCUAACGAUGUCAAUGAGUUUUCGGGUUUAUUGAAUUCUUUCACGAUCAAGGAAGUGCGACGUGGAAGUAAAAAGGGGAAGGGAAUCCCGCAAUCACUGCGAGCAUUUGCUCGGGUGAUGACUUGUGAUUCAGAGGAAGAAUUGAUUGUUUUAGCGCGACAAGCUGCAAAAUGUGAUGGUCGAUUGGCUCGGCAUCCUUUAGGGGACAAGAACCGGGAGGUUUCCGCGCAUCAAUUUUUGCUGUCGGAAAUACAACGAUUGAUCGAAGUGCAUAGCAAAUACGUCGAACCUCUGAUGGAUGCUCCUCCCUACCUUUUAAGGAGACGAUUAGCCCGAGAUCUCCUUAGCGGCGAGCUUCGUGUUCUGAAAUCUGCGUCGUCGUGGCUGGAGAGCUAUUGUUCGACUCUUUGCAGGUAGAUGAACUCUCCCAAUCUUCAUCGAAUUCUUGUGUACAUUAUUUUAUUUUUUUUAUGAUUUAUUACAUGAUAAUUGGCUGUUGUGUCGUUUUAGUUUUUUCUAACAGAUUUCAUUGCAUUGCUUGUUUCUUCCUUUUGAUUGAUCAAUUAACCUGCCAUUGAUGCCAAAUGAUCUUGUUGAACAUUGUACCCGCGUCAUGUGACUCAAUGGAAAAAUCGCAUUUCUCAAAAUGAGGAAAGCGUGUUUCUGUUUUAGCGGCUUUUCAAGAGCUCACAAACUGUACAAAUAUCUUUGCCCCGUAUCAACUAAUGAAAAAAUUAUGAGGCACUGAUCCUA